AUGUCAAUCCUCGAAGCCCGACGACACCUAAACACAUGUACACCUCCUCUUCCGCCUCACUCGCCUCCCAAACCCCCAUCUCCAAAAGGCAGAGGAAGAGAACACGAGUUGGUACUGGGAAGACGGGAGAGUAUCCCACUCCUCCCAUUCCAGGUACAGCAGUUUGCGUACGUGUAUUCGCCGCACAAAAGGCAAUCAACUACCAUCAAAUCUGCUCACCCAAUUGCAACCUCGCGCACCGACCCAACGCCGAUGCUCACCUCUGAGACUGAUCUGGCAAUCAUCGAUCCCGUCCUCUCUUCUUUUUCAUGUCGACAAGAGCAGAGGUCGUCGUAUCCGAUGAUACGCAGCCCGGCCCCGAGGCCCGAUUCCGAGAUCUUCCCUGCCGGCGCCGCCUGUGCACCCAUCGCCCACUCAAACCAUAAGGAGGAUGGGAGAGCUGAUACUGCGCAGGAAGUGUUGAUUGAACGGAUUGUAGCGGCGGCUUUCUCACGUCUCCUCGCCGCCGAGGGACUCAAGGUGACCCCCAUACCGUCCACCACAACCACCACCACCACCACCACCUCUUCCUCCGCCUUUACCACGCCGUCGGAUAGGAGAGAAAGGGGAGAUAGUGCAAGACUAUACGAGUUAUUCCAAAAAUUGAAUCAAGAUUCUGCGGAACGGACAGAGCGGAUAUUGUGUGAGAUAGGGAUCUUGAGGAGCGAGGUUGUGGAGUUGAGGCGGCACGUGUCUACUCACUCUCAGACCCACGCGCAGACGCCUGCUGCGGGUGUCGCCGGGGAUGAAAGUUCGGGUUCGAAGGGUGGGUUGUUCGGUUCGAUUUUUCGGAAGAGUGUUGGUCGCCCCCGCGCCAGUAGUGGGGCGAGUACCACUUCCUAUACGACGACGCCGGUGUAUUCCUCGCCGGCUGUGCCAGCGUCAUUCCUACCGCUCCCUACGAUGUCAAACUCAGAAGAGCGCUUCGACAAACUCGAUGCCUCACUCGCUCAACUCACCCGAAAAGUCGAUCUCCUCGAAUCCCACUCCCAGUCCCGGCCGUGUACCGCGUCGACGGUCAUGUCCCCACCCCGUCCCGACACGGCUUCGACGAUCAUGUCACCACCUACUGGAGUUUUGGAUACGAGGGUAAAUAGACUCCUGUGGCCACGACCACGCUUGGAUUCGAGGCCGGCGUUGGUCGAGGUUUGGAGGGAUGUCAGUCCUGAGCGUGGUCGUGGUCGUGGUCGUACUACCGCUACCUAUCAAGAGGCAACGGAGAAUGAGGACGUGCAGGUGGGCACCACGGGGGUGUUGGGGCAUAGGGUACAGAGGAGUAGCCUUGAUUUCGGGGUUAACUCUGUGCAGGGAAGCGCAAGCGCAAGCUCGAGGCCAGAGCACGGACUCCGUAUCCCUGGUCUUGAUCGGGACCCUAGUGUCACUGGUACUGCUGUUGGGAAGGAGAAGAGAGUUACUGCUGGUCUCGCAGGCGGAACUGGUACCGCCAAGGUGAGGGAAGAGGGUGCGAAGAUUGUGAUGGAAGCGAAAGGGAAGGUUAGGGAGGGAACCCCGGUCGCGUAUCGAUUUAUGCGGGAGUUACCGGUGAACCCCAACACUACGAUCACCACGUCCACGUCCACGUCGCCGGCUAAGUUGAGGUUAUCGCCGAGGUCGGGGAAGAGGAAGGGUGAUGCGGUUGUGUAUGGACCACAAGGCUCGCCGCUCAAGAAGAUGAUCUCGAAGCCUUUUCUCGUGCACAACGAUGUGGAGAUGAGUCCAUGGACACAACACAUCCUCGCCGGCACCCGCGCACCCACCGUGGGAGAAUCCCAACACGCAAGAUCUAAGUCUACGGGAUUGAGCUGUACCAGUCCGGCACGACGACGUAUGACCUUUGGUUUCGGACCACAGGAGGAGGGUGGUGGAGCGGGGGUGAGGAGGGGAAUGACGCUUCUUGAGAGAAGGAGGAAUAAGAGUUUGGGGGGGCCGGCGGUGAGGAAGUUGGCUUUGGUCGAGAGGCACGCGUAG
Messenger RNA from Saitoella complicata NRRL Y-17804, 2007 nucleotides. RefSeq lists its product as uncharacterized. The record is from RefSeq and is a predicted model, not a curated record. The coding region runs from base 1 to 2007 and encodes 668 amino acids. Lineage: Eukaryota; Fungi; Ascomycota; Saitoellomycetes; Saitoellales; Saitoellaceae. The transcript has a single exon.